Messenger RNA from Effrenium voratum, 2052 nucleotides. Lineage: Eukaryota; Dinophyceae; Suessiales; Symbiodiniaceae. The record is from the annotation of a GenBank genome assembly.
AUGGCUGCCCCUGGAGAGUAUUUGCCUCUCAACAUCCUCAUCACUGGCGGCGCUGGCUUCAUUGCGAGUCAUGUGGCCGAGCACUUGUUCUUCAAGUACCCAAAGUACAAGAUCGUGAUCCUGGACCGCCUGGACUACUGCUCCAACACCAAGAACUUUGAAUCCAUGAUGGGGAAACCCAAUUUUAAGUUCGUGAAGGGAGAUAUCAAGAGUCCAGACCUUUUGCAGUACAUCAUCCAGCAAGAGGAGAUCGACACCGUCAUGCACUUUGCAGCUCAAACUCACGUAGACUUGUCCUUCGGCAACUCUGUGACCUUCACCGAUGACAACGUGCUCGGCACUCACAGAAUCCUGGAAGUGCUGAAGGAGAACAAGAAGCAAGUGAAGCGGUACAUUCACGUGAGCACCGAUGAGGUCUACGGCGAGAACUCCAGCUACUCCGAUGCUGGCGACAUGAAGGUUGAGGCGACAUCGCCGCUGGAUCCCACCAACCCGUAUGCCGCAUCCAAAGCAGCUGCAGAGAUGAUGGUCAAGUCCUAUCAUCGGUCCUACAACCUUCCAGUUGUGGUGACCCGUGGCAACAACGUGUAUGGGCCACGGCAGUUUCCAGAGAAGCUGAUCCCAAAGAUGAUCAUGAUGCUGCAGAGGAACAAGAAGCUUACCGUCCAUGGGGAUGGUGCCAGCAAGCGCUCCUACUUGCACGUGAAGGAUGUGGCGGCAGCUUUCGACAUCGUUUUGCACAAGGGUGUCACAGGCAGCACUUACAACAUCGGAACCUCAGAGGAGCACUCUGUGAUUUCCAUUGUGAGGCAGAUCAUCAAGAUGCUGAAGCCCGAUGUGGACCCCGAGAAGAUGAUUGAGCACGUGCGCAACCGGCCCUUCAACGACAUGCGCUACUUCCUGGACCUCCGCCAGCUGGAAAGCCUGGGCUGGAAGGAGACCGUGAAGUUCGAAGAGGGCCUGAAACAGACGGUGGAUUGGUUCACCGUGCACGGCAGCAGCUUUUGGGCCUCCUCGGACCUGGACUCGGUGCUCGUGGCGCACCCCGUGCCCAUGCUGGCCAUUGAGCCCCCGCUGGUGGUGGACGCCACCACCAAGGCACUUGAGCCCCCAGCGAAGAAGGCGAAGAAGGUGAAGUUCCUGGUCUUUGGAAGGACAGGCUGGAUUGGGGGGAUGAUCGCCAACCUGCUGACCCAGAAGGGCUUCUCCUGGGAGUGGGCCAACUCCCGGCUGCAGGACAGGGAGAGCGUGGAGCGGGAGCUGCUGCACAGCGGCUGCACCCACGUGAUGAAUGCUGCUGGGCUAACUGGUCGGCCAAACGUGGAUUGGUGCGAGACGCACCGGCAGGAGACCAUCCGGGUCAACGUCAUGGGUACUUUGACUCUGGCAGACCUGUGCUCCAUCCAUGGAAUCCACAUGACCAAUUUUGCCACAGGCUGCAUCUUCCAUUACGACGAGAGGAAGCCCGAGAAGGUGGAGCGGGAAUCGAACUUGGUUGCCAAGGAUGCGAACCUCACUUUCAGCGAGGAGGACAGGCCCAAUUUCACGGGCUCCUUCUAUUCCGAGACCAAGGGGUACGUGGAGAACAUGCUGCGGGAGUUCACCAACGUGCUGACGCUGCGGGUGCGGAUGCCCAUCGACGGGGACAUCCUGUGCAACAAGCGGAACUUCAUCUACAAGAUCGCUCACUACAACAAGGUUGUCAACAUCCCCAACAGCAUGACAGUUCUCCCAGAGCUGCUGCCCUACGCCAUCGAGAUGGCGCUGCGCCGGCUGGAUGGGAUCUACAACUUCUGCAAUCCCGGCGCUAUUAGCCACAAUCAGGUGCUGGAGCUGUACAGGGAUUACAUCGACCCGGACUUCAAGUGGGCAAACUUCACCAUUGAGGAACAGGCCAAGGUCAUCACCGCUGCACGUUCCAACAACGAGCUCAGCCCGCACAAGAUGUGGAAGGAGUUCCCGAACAUGUUGCCGAUCAGGGAAUCUUUGGUAGAGUUUGUCUUCAAGCCCCUCCAAACCGAGAAGUCGAAGGCGAAGAUGGGCGCAAAGUGA